CUUUCCGCACUUCGCGCGAGAUUCCACGAGAGGAUAAGUUGAGGGAACAUGGCGACGCCUCAUCUGCUGAAGAACAAAGGCUCCCUGCAGUUUGAGGAUAAAUGGGAUCUGAUGCGUCCCAUCGUCCUGAAGCUCCUGAGGCAAGAGUGCGUCACAAAACAGCAGUGGUUUGACCUGUUCUCAGACGUUCAUUCAGUUUGUCUGUGGGACGACAAAGGUCCGGCUAAGAUCCACCAGGCCCUCAAAGAGGACAUCCUAGAUUUCAUCAAACAAGCACAAGCACGGGUGCUGAGCCACCAGGAUGACACGGCGUUGCUGAAGGCCUACAUUGCAGAGUGGAGGAAGUUCUUCACGCAGUGCGACAUCCUGCCCAAACCCUUCUGCCAGCUGGAGAUCACUCUGAUGGGGAAGCAGGGCAGCAACAAGAAGUCCAGCGUGGAAGACAGCAUCGUGCGGAAGCUCAUGCUGGACACCUGGAACGAGUCCAUCUUCUCCAACAUUAAAAACAGACUUCAAGACAGCGCCAUGAAGCUGGUCCACGCCGAGAGGCUGGGAGAGGCCUUCGACUCCCAGCUGGUGAUCGGAGUUCGGGAGUCCUACGUAAACCUGUGCUCCAACCCUGAAGACAAGCUGCAGAUCUACAGAGACAACUUUGAGAAGGCAUACAUGGACUCCACCGAGAGGUUCUACAGAACUCAGGCACCGUCCUACCUCCACCAGAACGGCGUCCAGAACUACAUGAAAUAUGCAGAGUCGAAGCUGAGGGAGGAGGAGAAACGCGCUCUGCGAUACCUGGAGACCAGACGGGAAUGCAACUCCGUGCAAGGAUUGAUGGAGUGUUGCGUCAACGCGCUCGUAACGUCAUUCAAGGAAACCAUCUUAGCCGAAUGUCCGGGAAUGAUCAAAAGAAACGAGACGGAGAAGCUUCAUCUGAUGUUCUCGCUGAUGGACAAAGUGCCGAGCGGCAUCGAGCCCAUGCUGAAGGACCUGGAGGAGCACAUCAUGAGCGCAGGCCUGGCGGACAUGGUUGCUUCUGCAGAAACCAUCACCUCUGACUCAGAGAAAUACGUGGAGCAGCUGCUGACGUUGUUCAACCGCUUCAGUCGGUUGGUUAAAGAGGCGUUCCAGGACGACCCGCGCUUCUUAACCGCCAGAGAUAAAGCUUACAAAGCGGUCGUCAACGAUGCCACCAUCUUCAAACUAGAGCUUCCAAUGAAGCAGAAAGGGGCGGGCCUGAAGACUCAGCCCGAGUCCAAGUGUCCAGAGCUGCUGGCCAACUACUGCGACAUGCUGCUGAGGAAGACUCCGCUCAGCAAGAAGCUCACCUCCGACGAGAUCGAGGCCAAGCUCAAGGAAGUGCUUUUAGUGCUGAAGUACGUCCAGAACAAAGACGUCUUCAUGCGCUACCACAAAGCUCAUCUGACCCGCCGGCUCAUCCUGGACAUCUCUGCCGACAGCGAGAUCGAGGAGAACAUGGUGGAGUGGCUCAGGGAAGUGGGAAUGCCAGCUGAUUACGUUAACAAGCUGGCGCGGAUGUUUCAGGACAUCAAGGUGUCGGAGGAUCUCAACCAGUCCUUUAAAGAAAUGCACAAACACAAAAAGCUGGCGUUACCGGCCGACUCUGUCAACAUCAAAAUCCUGAACGCGGGGGCGUGGUCGAGGAGCAGCGAGAAGGUCUUCGUUUCUCUGCCCACGGAGCUGGAGGACCUGAUCCCGGAGGUGGAGGACUUCUACAAGAAGAACCACAGCGGCAGGAAGCUUCACUGGCAUCACCUCAUGUCCAACGGCAUUAUCACGUUCAAGAAUGAAGUGGGUCAGUAUGACCUGGAGGUGACCACGUUCCAGCUGGCCGUGCUGUUCGCCUGGAACCAGCGGCCCAGAGAGCGGAUCAGCUUCGAGAACCUCAAGCUGGCUACCGAGCUUCCCGACGCAGAGCUGCGGCGGACUCUCUGGUCUCUGGUGGCGUUCCCCAAACUGAAGCGGCAGGUGUUGCAGUACGAGCCGACGGUGUCCUCGCCUAAAGACUUUGCAGAGGGAACGCUGUUCUACGUCAACCAGGAGUUCUCGCUCAUAAAGAACUCGAAGGUUCAGAAAAGGGGGAAGAUCAACCUGAUUGGUCGGCUGCAGCUCACCACCGAGCGAAUGAGGGAAGAGGAGAACGAGGGCAUCGUCCAGCUGAGGAUCCUGAGAACGCAGGAGGCCAUCAUCCAGAUAAUGAAGAUGAGGAAGCGCAUCAACAACGCCCAGCUGCAGACGGAGCUGGUGGAGAUCCUGAAGAACAUGUUUUUACCGCAGAAGAAGAUGAUCAAAGAGCAGAUUGAGUGGCUGAUAGAUCACAAGUACAUCAAGCGGGACGAGACGGACCUAAACACCUUCAUCUACAUGGCGUAGCGCGGCGUUGGCGUUGGUGGCGCCCGCGUGCUUUCAGCCUGACGGACACCAGAACACUUCCAGGCUCCCGUCCUUUGAGAGAGAAACUCACGAGCAGGGAAUCCCAAGCUGUGACACAACCAGGUGGAACUCCUGCCAAUACCUGUACAGAGAUGAACGAGGCACUACAGGGGGGGGGCUGCGCCAAGUGGUUGUUUUUAGCUCUCCUGAUCGCACAAUUCAAAAAAAAAACAAAACCAGAGGAGCUCAAAUGAUCCACAAUUAUAUUUGAAGAAGCUCCUCCCCUCUGCACUUGAAGGCGGAGCCUCCACAUCAUGUAGUUGUUUAAUGAAGUCAGGAAAACUCCUUCAGGAUCAUGAAGCUGAACCUGAAACUCAACAGGGAUCUCACACAAAGUGGAAUUCGUCCAAUGAAAACGCGCCCUGGGAUAGAGGUGGGUGUGGCCUCUCACCUGUGGGAGGAGACUGAGGUCAGUAUUACUCAAUACUACAAACGUGAACGCUGCAGAGUGACGACAGAAGAAUGGAUGAAUCAAUAAACAGCACCUUAUUUUAAACUAAAA
This is a messenger RNA of Oryzias melastigma (Indian medaka), 2953 nucleotides long. RefSeq names its product cullin 5b (gene cul5b). The coding region runs from base 49 to 2391 and encodes 780 amino acids. Gene Ontology annotation, biological process: SCF-dependent proteasomal ubiquitin-dependent protein catabolic process; protein ubiquitination. Gene Ontology annotation, cellular component: SCF ubiquitin ligase complex; Cul5-RING ubiquitin ligase complex. The record is from RefSeq and is a predicted model, not a curated record. The transcript has 19 exons. Lineage: Eukaryota; Metazoa; Chordata; Actinopteri; Beloniformes; Adrianichthyidae. Gene Ontology annotation, molecular function: ubiquitin protein ligase binding.